Messenger RNA from Lepidothrix coronata (blue-crowned manakin), 701 nucleotides. It is a transcript of the gene CUNH9orf85, whose product is annotated as chromosome unknown C9orf85 homolog. NCBI's taxonomy places the organism in Eukaryota, Metazoa, Chordata, Aves, Passeriformes, Pipridae. The record is from RefSeq and is a predicted model, not a curated record. The transcript has 4 exons. Bases 35 to 520 code for a protein of 161 amino acids.
GCGGGGCGGUUCCGGGGCAGGGGAUCGGCCGGGAAUGAGCUCGGAGCGGGGGAACGUGUCCCGCACGCGGCCCCAGCGCCACCAGAACGCCCACGCCUUUAGGAACGACAAGUACGACACGAGCACCCGGCUCAAGAAAAUAAAUGCUAAGCUUCAUGAUGGUGUAUGUCAGCAUUGCAAAGGUAUCUUGGAGUGGCGAGUAAAAUUCAGCAAGUACAAACUACUAUCAAAACCUAAAAAAUGUGUGAAGUGCCUCCAGAAGACUGUAAAAGAUCCUUAUCAUAUUAUUUGUCGGCCAUGUGCUAGUAAACUAGAAAUUUGUGCAAAAUGUGGAAAAGAAGAGGAAAUAGUAAUUCCGAUUGACAAAGGACAAGGCAGAACUGAGAGGGAGACUACUAAAACCAGCCAAGAGAGCAGUGGAUUGGAGGAUGAGCUGGAUUUUGAUACAAACUUCAGUAGUACAGAUAGUGAUGAAGAUUCCGAUGUGCUUAAAGAACGAUUUAAAAGUAUGAAAUUCUGAAGGACAGAGAUCUAAAAGGUUGAGUUUGUAUGAGAAACUAUAUGCGAUCAAAAGUGGUAAACCACUUUUAAACUGCUCUGAAAACCUGAUUUGACAUCUAAGGUCUUUACAUGUAAAUGUUGGCACUCUGUACUAUGAUGUUUUUGGGGGAUUUGUAUAAAUAAAUAUUUUUUUGUAUUAA